This is a messenger RNA of Porites evermanni, 3854 nucleotides long. Lineage: Eukaryota; Metazoa; Cnidaria; Anthozoa; Scleractinia; Poritidae. The record is from the annotation of a GenBank genome assembly.
AUGUCAGUCAGUACCUCGGUUGGUCCGUCCACAAGUACAUCAGUCAGCAUGUCACCUAGUAACUCAACCAGUGAUCCACCUAGUACGUCAGUCAGUACCUCGGUUGGCCCAUCGACAAGUACAUCGGUCAUACUCUCGCCCAGUUCCUCAACCAAUGUCUCAGCUAGUACUUCACCAGUCACACCAGGUGGGUUGUUUUUGAUGGCUCUCAAAAUUGUGUAUAGUAUUAAGGUGGCUCCCUCAAUACAUUAAUACAGGCGCAUUUAGCUGUGACGAAGUUUUCAUCAUAACUUUUUCGUUUUUAACGCGAUGGCUGAGAAACUUUGCGAAGAACAACAGAUAUCAUUCGGCAAUGAUACGAAAUAUUCCGAUUUCAUUGAUGAUAAAUAUAUUUUGCUAAAUUAGCGCUUAAAAGGACCCUACCGUUCAAAGAAAAUCGAGUCUAGUAAAAAAUUUGCUGAUAUUUUUUACUCAAAUUUCUGGUAUCGGCUUUAAUCGGCUUUUAUUACAAAGAUAGACUUCCGAUUCCAACACAGUCACUUGAACGAGCGCUCAGACUCAUUUUAGCAGAAAACACAUUCCAAUUUAAUGGCAAAAAUUAUCUUCAAACACAUGGGACAGCGAUGGGAACAAUAGUCGCUGUUGCUUUCGCAGAUAUCUUCAUGGCAACAGUAGGAACAGAGCUAUUAAACAAAAGUGCAAUAAAGCCAAUACGUUGGAAAAUAUAUAUGGACGACAUCUUCUCUCUCUGCGUUACCGAAAUCCCGGGGGGGGUACUCUCUUAUAUGGGCUAUAUAGGUAUGUGCGGCUCCAAAUGGUAUGGCUUUUUAGCCGUUUUGGUCUGAAAUAAGGUAUCAAUUUUGACCAUUUUGGUCUGAAAUAGUGGUUUGUGCGGUCUAGUCUUGAAUUGGGUAUGUUUUUUUAGAAGAAGCUACUUCUUCGUCAUUAGGCAAUAAGACCAUUUCCCUUUUAAUUUUUACGCUGACCGUGUACGUGCCGUAACUGUACAGUUUUGUAUCCUGCUAAGUAAAAGUGUAUAAACAUUUCCGUUAACAUUGGUCUGACCUAGGGAACUGAUUAUAAGGAAGGUCUGAAACAGGGUAUCAAAUUUUUGAUCAGGUCUGAAAUAGGGUAGGGAAAAUCACAGAUUUUGGUCUAAAAUAGUUGAAGGGUUUUAGGAAGUGUGCCGCUCACUCCCACCCAAUUUUUCUCGAAGUGCCCCCCCGGACCGGAAAAGAACAAAUAACACACUUCAUUGAACAAGCGAAUAAUCAUCACGCUACUGUUAAAUUCACUGCAGAAAUCGCUGAGAACGAAGUCACAUUUCUGGAUACAAUUGUGUACGAAGGAAAAUGGUUUAACAGUACGUCAGUUCUCGACGUAAGAACACAUUUUAAGCCAACUGAAACAUUUUCAAUAUACACAUUUCUCAUCUUGCCACCCAUUAGGAAGGGGUCAGGAAAGGCUUUGUAAAAGGCGAAGCCCUCCGGCUACACAGAACAAAUUCCUCAAAAGAAAACUUUCAAAAAUGACUUGAAGAAUUUCAAAAGCACCUUAGAGAGAAGGGAUAUCCACAGAAUUAAAUAACUCCAACUUUCUCUGAAAUACACUUUUAAAACGGGAAAGAGGCACUCCAACAAAAACCUUCAAGAGAAAAAACCAUUUUGCCCUUUGUCACGCACUAUCAACCAUCAGUUCCUAGUCUUAAAAACAUUCUUAUGAAACACUGGCGACUGAUAGCGAACCAAACAAUUCUUAGACAGAUCUACGAAGAACCUCCAAAAAUUGACGAGGAAGGUCGCUGAAGGAUAUGCUAGUAAAGCUAAACUCUGAGAAUUAAAAGCUGUAAACACAGGGGUGGAAGGCGUGAGUCAGGCUUGUCAACCCCUUAUGAUAUUGCGGUACCUUUUCCUAGCAUUUAAGGGUAUUAAACUAACAAAUGAAAGAAAGUAUGUGUUACUGUUCACUGAAUCACAGUCUUUAUCGCUAAUACCAGUUAAUUUGUUUUUCAGAAUCAUUAUUAACUCUUGGCCCCACCCAUAAAACGAGAUUAUGGUGCCUUUCAGGGGAGCACCUCCGUCAUUAUUUUUCCGUAGCGGAGUAGCCCCUAGCGUAAUACAGCAGACACUUAUGAUCAUGUUUAUGUGCUUGUUUGUUUCUUUAAGGUAGAACUGUGGUAUACGAGCCCAAAGAUGGGGAAUGCCAAAGAGUGUGCUGCGAUGGGGCUGGAGGCCCUAUUAAACUCAUGGGGACCUGCAGUCCGCCUAGCGAAUGUCAAGGAUUUUUGUCCGAAAAAGAAGAGGAAGGGUACUGCCCUGGUGAAGUGAAAGGCACUUGUCAAUGUAACAAAGGUGACCGUCUUACACAAAGCAUGUAUUUGACACCAUUUGCUGCUGUUUUUUGACUAUGGUUUUAGAAUAACCUUGGCUAUCCCAAAUGGAUACAUUUAUGAAGAAGUGCAUUCUCUAUUUUCCAAUUGCCCAUAAUACACUCUGUUUGCCCCCCAAAAUCUGCAUAAACCAUUGUUUUUAAAUGCUCCUGGGAGUAUUGCAUUUUCCCAAGAGCAUUUUAAGACAAUAAGUUAUGCAAAAUUUGGGGGGCAAACAGAGUGUAUUAUGGGCAAUUGGAAAAUAGUCAAUGAGUUUAUUUUGUAGUGGGGCGUUGACUUUUCUCUCUUUUUAGCAGUAGGGUGACAACCUUUUUAAGCAACUGAAUCAAGGCUAAAAAUAUUAUAAAAUUUAAAGUUUAAGGAAGAGAAGAACUUUAACUAUAAUUUCAGGCGCGUGUAUUUGCGAAAGCUACGUUAAAGAACAAACCGUACUUACGUUUAACUAAAAGACUUUUAUAAUGACCCUUAAAACAACCACAAAUAUAAACAAAUAAAUGUGUGAGCACACCAUAAUGCGUCCUUUUAAACCACCGAGAAGUUACACUUUCAACGCGGUUAAGUUGCGCAGAUUAAUCAUUUUAAAAGAUUUGGUUUGGCAGUUUAACGGCGGGAGAGGUCCUCGUUAAAAACUUUUCUUCGUUUUAUUCUGUGGUGCCUCUUCUCUUCUUCUAAGCGUUUGCGACUGGUAACCAGCCCUUUUAAUUUGGAGUAUACUUAUCCUCACCGACGUUGCUAAGUAACAGCCUUACCUACCCGAUCUUAGCCUGCGAAUAGUCUCUUCAUUUCAAGUAGUGGUGAUGGGUGAAGCGAUCCGUAAGAGAACACGCGAGGGAGCGGUAAAGAUUUUCCUUCCUACCCCCUGACACUCAUGUCUCCCUUUGCGUGCUGCUUGAUUGUUGACUCACGAUAUAUCUCCAAAUGGAGAACUUGCUCGCCGGCUAACACCUAAAUUCAAUCCACACAAAGAUACAUUUUUUCCAGUUGUGUUCACAGUUUCAAUUUUACCAUUUAAUCGACAGCCUGUUCCCUUCAUUCUCCAAGUUUCGCUGUCCUCGCUGUGAUAACGUUGGUAUGGAUGUUCAGGUAAGUGAGAUUAUCCCAUGAGCAAGUUACAAUAAUGUUUUCUACUUCGAAAAAUAUUGAAAAAUAUCAGAGAACGAAAAUGACAUAUUGCUCUUGAUAACAAUGAAAACUGAUGUACUUAGUAGAUAUUCUAGUUAUAAGCCAAGACAAGGAAUGACAGCAUGCCUAACGUUUUCCAGUGGUUUUAUUUAAAAAUAACCUUAUUCGUUCUGUGCUCAACGUAUUCAUUGCUUUCAUAAAACUAAAGCACGUGUCUCUUUCAUCAACAGGAUCACAGUCUGUUAAAUUAACCGAAGGGGAAAACAUAGGUGCAGAAUUUACCGUCCUGUCUGCAACUGUUGAGCUAUCACAAGGGAAAGCAACUAAUGCUGUUCGAAACUAG